This is a messenger RNA of Arachis stenosperma, 2945 nucleotides long. RefSeq names its product receptor-like protein 6. The transcript has 2 exons. NCBI's taxonomy places the organism in Eukaryota, Viridiplantae, Streptophyta, Magnoliopsida, Fabales, Fabaceae. Bases 136 to 2784 code for a protein of 882 amino acids. The record is from RefSeq and is a predicted model, not a curated record. Gene Ontology annotation, molecular function: protein binding.
AAUAAUACAAAUGCAUGUAACGUUACAUGGUGCAUUUCUGUUACAUACUAUCACCAUCACUGCUUCACUAUAAAAACCGAUUAGAGUGUCCCAAACAUUUCAUCCACUGAAACCUACUGCUAUACGAUCACAAUAAUGGGGUUCUUCUGUUCUCUUGCUUUCUCCAUACAGUUUCUUCUUCUCUUCUCAUCCUCCCUGUUCACAAACUGUUUUACUUUGAAUGAUUCAACUACUACUCAUCAUCAUGAAUGCCAUCAACAUGAAAGCAAUGCCUUGCUCAGCUUUAAACAAAGCUUCUUCAUAAAUUGCUGCUCCUGGGAUGGCAUCGAAUGCGAUGAACUCACCGGUCAUGUCAUUUCCAUUGAUCUUAGUAGCAGCCUGCUCUAUGGUUCCAUGGAUCCCAACAGCACCCUUUUCUCGCUUGUGCAUCUUCAAAGCCUUGAUCUUUCAGACAAUCACUUCAAUCACUCGCAAAUUCCAGCCAGGAUAGGUAACUUGUCACAACUGAGGCAUUUGAAUCUUUCUCAAUUUGGUGAAACCACAUUGUCAGGUGAAGUCCCAACUCAAAUUUCCCGUUUGUCCAACUUGUUGUCCCUUGAUCUUCGCAGCUAUAAUGAACGGUUUGAUUAUCCAUUAAUCAACCGUUUACAACUGAAGGAAUCCACUCUGCGAAGCUUAAUUCAAAACUCAACAAGACUUGAACAACUUCGCCUUAAUUUUGUCACCAUUUCAUCAUCUUUACCCCACACGCUCACAAACCUUACAUCUCUGCAAAUACUCUCUUUUCGCCAUUGUGAACUACAUGGUGAGUUUCCUAUCGGAAUAUUCUCUCUUGCAAACUUAACAUCUUUGAAUUUUGGGGAAAACCAAAAUCUGCAGGGCACAUUACCUGCAUCCAUUGGAAACCUGACCAAUUUAGCUCACUUGGCUCUUGAAGAUAAUAGCUUUCAUGGUGAAAUCCCUCGCUCUCUUUUUGGACUAGAGAAGCUUGCAGAUUUAUUUCUAUAUUCUAAUUUUUUCGAAGGCCGCCUAGCACUUGACAUGUUUUUGAAGCUAAAGAUGCUUAAUACUCUUGACUUAACUCUCAACAAAUUGUCUUUGUUCUCACAAAAUAGGGCUGUCAAUGUGACAAUCCUUCCUCCAAUUCAGUGGUUAGGAUUGGGUCAGUGCAAUUUAAAUGGAGAAAUUCCAACUUGGAUAAUGAAUCUAACCACUUUAAAUCACUUGUAUCUUCAUGGAAAUAAUCUUCAAGGAGAAAUUUCAUAUUUCCUCUUCAAGUUAGAGAAUCUUACAGGCCUUGAUCUGUCUAGAAAUUUAUUCGAAGGACAGAUCGAGCUUGAAAUGCUUUCAAAGCUCAAAAAGCUUACUUUUCUUGGUUUAGGCGGAGGCAACAAGUUGUCUUUUCUUGAAGGGAAGAACACUUCCAGCGUAACAUUUCCUUCUCAAAUUCAAUAUUUGGAUUUAAGUUCAUGCAACUUAGUUCAUUUUCCCAAUUUCAUUCAACACUUGCAAGAGUUGACUGGUCUUUCCAUAUCAGACAAUAGGAUAAAGACAAUACCGAGUUGGAUGUGGAAUAAAACAACUCUUCAAAGUUUGGAUAUUUCCAACAACCUAUUGAUGGGAGAAAUACCCCCCUCCAUAUGCAACCUGCAAUCACUUGCAUAUCUUGAUUUGUCUUCCAACAAUUUAGUUGGCAUGAUUCCAUCAUGUUUGGGAAGCUUUAGCCAAUCCCUUCAACUUUUGAAUGUCUCAGGAAACAAAUUGACAGGCAAUAUUCCUCAAAUUUAUGUGAAAGGAAAUGUCCUUCAGUUCAUCGAUUUUAGUUCUAAUCAGUUGUACGGUCAAUUACCAAGAGCACUUGUCAAUUGCAGAAUGCUAGAGUUUCUUGAUGUGAGACAUAACCAUUUCAAUGACUCAUUUCCUUUCUGGUUAGGAUCUCUUCCUAAGUUAAAGGUUGUUUCUUUACGUGAUAAUGAAUUUCACGGAGCUAUAAUGUGUCCAUUGAAAUACACAUUUCCCCAGCUUCAAAUCAUGGAUCUUUCUCAAAAUGGUUUCUCAAUGAAAUUAACAUCAGAAAUAAUCAUGUGCUUCAAAUCGAUGAUCAUAUACAACAAAAGACAACUGGAUUUCAAGGACGAGAUUUAUUUCAGUGGGAAUGUGUUUAUAGAUAUUGAUUCGCUUUCAUUUUCAAUGUCCAACAAAGGAGUUGUCAUGGAUUAUCUUGGGGGUCAAUACCUUCAUCACAUGGUAGCCAUUGAUCUUUCAUGUAACAAAAUUUAUGGUGAGAUUCCAGAUACCAUGGGAAGUUUGAAUGGUCUUGUUGUGCUCAACUUGUCCAAUAACAUGUUUACUGGCAGCAUCCCAUCUUCCUUCGGAAAGCUUUCAAAUCUUGAAGUCUUGGACCUUUCUCUUAAUAGCCUGUCAGGAAAUAUUCCUCAACAACUCACAGGGCUAACCUUCUUGGAUUUCUUCAAUGUGUCUUUCAACAAUCUCUCAGGUCCAAUCCCAGAAAAUGGGCAACUUUCAACAUUUGAUGAUAAUUCAUUUAAGGGAAACAAGGAUUUGUGCGGGAUUCAAUUGUUGAAGAAAUGUGAAGAUCAUCCUAAGCUUCCAUUGCAAAAACCUGAUGGCGAUCAAGAUUCUGAGUCGGGAUCUUUCUUUGAAUUGUGUUGGAUGGUAAUUCUAAUUGGAUAUGGGGGAGGCCUUGUUGCUGGGUUAGCACUGGGAAAUGCUUUCGCUGUAGAUGUUUUUAGGUUGCUGCAAAAGAUCUUUUCAUGUGUGUAAUCUUAGAUUAUUUUAUUUUUGUGUUUGCAUUUAAAGUUAUUGUGUUUCUCUUAUUUAAGAGUCAGCUAUGUGUACUGUAAAGCCAAAUAAAAGUAGGCAAGAUAAAAUGAUAAAUAUAGUGUGUUAUAUAUUUAUUUUGCUUUUUCUAUUUUUGAAAUAAG